Labeo rohita (rohu) is the source of this 3447-nucleotide messenger RNA. RefSeq names its product forkhead box J1a (gene foxj1a). The transcript has 3 exons. The record is from RefSeq and is a predicted model, not a curated record. Gene Ontology annotation, molecular function: sequence-specific DNA binding; DNA-binding transcription factor activity. Gene Ontology annotation, biological process: regulation of DNA-templated transcription. The coding region runs from base 148 to 1575 and encodes 475 amino acids. Lineage: Eukaryota; Metazoa; Chordata; Actinopteri; Cypriniformes; Cyprinidae.
ACUGAGACGCGCAGAGUCACUCUCUCCUGGAACUUAUUUGGCCUUAAUCGGAUAAAGUUUUAUUCUGACAACAGCUCUUGUGCUAUUGGAUGCUGUUUCCCUGUCAUUCAAGCAUCAGUAAACACAGGAUUUGGCUGGGACGGGACCAUGCUUUCCAUGAGUUACACGGACCCCUGGCCGGAGGGCUCGGUGGGGCUGGAGGAAGAGGUGGUCACGGCUGCCGCUCAGGCCGAGCAGCUGGACCAGAGUUCGGUGGAGUGCAACAGCAGCAACUGCAGCUCUGAUAAUUUAGACGACAGCCUGACCAGCCUUCAGUGGCUGCAGGAGUUUUCCAUUCUCAACACCAGCGGGGGGCAACACUCAUCCCAAUCCAGCCAUCACCACAGCCACCUCUUUGGGAGCCAAGUAGGCUCGGAUGCACCCUCAUCUCCUUUAGCAGGAGAUCCAGCCUCCAUAGGUAUGCCACUGACCCCGGGCAAACCCACAGCGGCGUCUUUCUACCGGACGCCUUCCUUGUCGGCUCUUCCCAGCUUGGUUGCUCACGGACACUGUCCGGAUGAAGUCGAUUAUAAGACCAAUCCUCACAUCAAGCCACCGUACUCAUAUGCGACUCUCAUCUGCAUGGCCAUGCAGGCCAGUAAGAAAACCAAAAUCACCCUCUCAUGCAUCUACAAGUGGAUCACAGACAACUUCUGCUACUUCCGCCACGCAGACCCCACUUGGCAGAACUCCAUCCGCCACAAUCUGUCGCUGAAUAAAUGCUUCAUAAAAGUCCCGAGACAAAAGGAUGAGCCAGGCAAAGGUGGCUUCUGGAAGAUCGACCCCCAGUAUGCAGAGCGUCUUCUCAACGGUGCCUACAAGAAGCGCAGGAUGCCUCCUGUGCAAAUCAACCCAGCUCUUCAGAACCGCCUUAGGAUGAGCUCUCAUGCUGGGCAAGCUGUAGCCACCGUAGGGAUGGCCAGAAACCUUUGCAUAAGUCCUGAAUCACAGCAGCUCCUGAAAGAGUUUGAGGAAGCCACGGAAGCUGACCAGAAUUGGGACCCUCGUUUGGCUGAAGCCACCAUGUUGAAUUGUUGGGUCUCAGGGAAGGGAAGUAAGAGAAAACAGCCGUACAGUCACAGAACUGGUGGGAGCAAAGCUCCAAGGCGUUCAAGCUCCCCACUGCUGGCCAUGGAUGAGCAAGAGGACUUAAGCUCCCUGAAGGGCAACUUUGACUGGGACGCCCUGCUAGACUCAGCCCUGAAUGGAGAGUUAAGUUUGAACGAAGGGGGUCCGAUGAGCCCGAUACCACAAGACGAGGACUUGAUGAUUAGAGGCACACAUAUCAGCCCCCUCGAACCUCUCGGAGGCGUUGUUGAAAACCAUGUGUUGAUGGAAACCCAGAGGAGCAGCGAAGCAGACUUUGAUGAGGAGACCUUCCUGGCCACUGCAUUUCUACAGAGUCCAUGGUCUGAGGUAGAAGAGGGCAACCGUCCUGACUUCCUCUGUAGCUCAACAGUCAACAUCGAUCAGCUCUUUGACCUGGGAGACUCUCUCGGAGGAGACUUAAGCAGUAAGAUCGAGUCUCUUCUUUAAAGAGGUCAUUAGUGACACUUGAGAUUUGGGCCUUUGGACACAAACAAGUCAAAGAGCAAAGAGGGUUUGGACUGUUUACCCCCAAAGAUUUCAUGCUGGAUUCCAUGAAGACCAUGUGAAGAUGUAUUUUUAAAAGCGUAUCUAUUUCUAAUACUGAUUUUUAUGAUUAUGUUUUUGUAUUUGACAUGUUAUCUACCUGCAUUAAAGCUAAUCUAAUCAAGAUCCUUAGCGAGUCCUUAAAAUCAUCUGAAUCAUCAAAUGCUUGGAACAUGGGAUUCGGUGAUUGAACAUGCAUGGACAGCACUGGAGGUAGACAGGAAAACAGAGAGAUGCAAGUUUGUUGUUUACAAUUCAAAUUUAUGUAGCAGAACAUAUACAGCGCCUUGCGAAAGUAUUCAUACCCCUCCAUUUUUUUCACGUUUGGUUAUGUUGCUGCCUUCUGUUAAACUGCUUAAAUUACUUUUUUUGUUCACAUUCAUCUACACUUCAUACACCAUAAUGGCAAAGCAAAAACAGGUUUUUACCACCUUUGCAAAUGUAUUAAAAAUAAAAAACAGAAAUGAUUCUAUUGCAUAAGUAUUCACACCCUUAUCUGGGACAGUUGAAAUUUAGUUCAGGAGCAUUCAUAUCGCUUGUAGAUGUUACUACACUUGUGAAGUUAGCCUGUGGCACAACAUGACAGCACAGCACAGACGUCCUAAUAAAAGGCCUAACAGCUGAAAAUACAUAUCAAAGCAAAAACCAAGCUCUGAGGUCAAAAUAACUGCCUGUAGAACUCAGAAACAGGCUUACGUCAAGGAACAGAUCUGGGGAAGUGCUCAGAAAAAAAUUCUGCUGCACUGAAGGUUCACAGAAGCAUGUAGCCUCCAUUAUCCAUAAUGCAAGAAACUUGGAACAACUAGGACUCUUCCUAAAGCUGGCCUCCUGACCAAACUGAGCGAUUAAUGCAGAAGGGCCUUGGUUAGACUGGUGACCAAGAAGCUGAUGUUCACUCUAGCUGAGCUCCACGAUCAUAUAUGGAGAUAAUAGAAACUUACAGAAGGACAAACAUCACGGUUUGGCCAGACUUAGUAGUCUUCUCAGUAAAGCCACAUAAAAACACUGUGAAUUUUCAAAAAAGGCACCUAAAGGACCCUCAGACUGUGAGAGACAAUAUUCUCUGGUCUGAUGAACCUCAAACCUCAAUCACAUACUUCUGGAGAAAAAUGAAAAUGUCCAUCUGUCCCCAUCCAACAUGACAGAGCUUGAGAGGUGAAGAGGUGAGAUGAAGAAUGGCAGAUAAUUGCCAAAUGCAGAUGUGCAAAUCUUGCCGCAUCAUACCUAAAAAGACUUGGGGCUGUAAAGGUGCUCCAACUAAGUACUAAGUUAUGAAUACUUAUGCAAAGGAUUUAUUUUACUUUUUUUUUCGUAAAUUUACAAAGUUGUGACAGUUCUGUUUUUACUUUGUUAUAAUGGUGUAUGGGUGUAGAUUAAUGUGGGAAAAAACAGUUUAACAUAAAACGUGAAAAAAUCAGGGGGUAUGAAUACUUUCGCAAGGCACUGUAAGUGAAAGACAUUCAUUUAAGAACAGUUCAAACACCUUGUGGAUGAAGUCAAAUAUGUUAUACAUAUUGUAUCAUACUCAAACAAAUUCUGGAAGCAGAACUUUAAAUCAACUGUGCAAAUGAAAUUGUGCAUCAUGCCGCUUUCCUUGCGACUGCAAACAACUCUUAAAUAUAAACGUUCUUUAUUGGCAUUUAUGCUUCCAUAAAGAACCUUCAACGUCCACGGAAUCUUUCCAUUGUUCAAAAUGUUCUUAAAGGUUCUGAAAGGUUCUUUGGGAAACCAAAAGUGGUUCUUCUGACAUUGCGAAGAUUCCUUUUGGAACUUUUA